GUAGGUACGUUCAACAAUUCAAUCUUUCUGGCUGCCUGUCAUUUUGUCAUAUGUUAUUUUUCAAUUCGCAAUUUGUGAAAAAUAAUUAAAUACGAUUUAUAUACAUUCACUAAUUUUAUAUUUCAAACAUUGAAUCAGUUAUGGAGCCUGAAUCUGAAGUUAUUAAAGAAAAAAUUCACACUGAACCCCUAUUAAAUGAUCCACGAUACAUAACCUUAUUAAGUGUAAUAUUAUUAAUCUUCACAUUAGUUUUUUGGUGGUGUUUUUCAAGACGUCGUCACUUACGAAACUCGGUCCUUCUAACGGGUCUUUCCGAUGCCGGCAAGACGCUGCUAUUUGUAAGGCUUGUGUAUUCUCAAUACCGCCAAACUUUUACUUCCAUGAAAGCAAAUGUGGAAGAGUAUAUAACAACCAAUAACACAUUGAGGCUUGUUGAUCUACCUGGACAAGAAAGAUUGAGGAAUAAGUUCUUUGAUCAGUUCAAAAAUAGUGCAAAAGCAAUAGUUUAUGUUGUGGAUUCAGUAACUAUUCAGAAAGAAAUAAGAGAUGUGGCAGAAUAUCUGUACACAAUUCUUGUGGAUCCUGUCAUUCAGAGCAAUUGUCCUCCCCUACUAAUCCUCUGUAACAAGCAGGACCAGCCCAUGUCAAAAGGUAGUCAAGUGAUAAAGAGUCUGCUAGAGAAAGAAAUAAAUCUUGUACGUGUCACAAAAUCCAGCCAGUUACAAGCCGUGGACUCAUCUCAAACAAAUAACACCUACAUUGGAAAACUCGGCAAAGAUUUUGAAUUCUCGCAUUUAAAUUGUAAAGUUGAUUUUCUCGAAUGUUCAGCUAGCACUGGGGAAGACGAUAGCCCCACGGAUUACAAAGGGUUACAAGAUUGGAUCUCAAGUCUUUAAUUUUUUUUAUUUCAUUUGUUUUAUUACUCCUUUCCAUGCUUGAAGACUUAUUAGGCUUAAUCACAAUUUUUAUAAUGUGAAUAAAUUAUGCAUUUACAACUAUUUUUCAAGAAAUAUAUUUUAUAAAAAAGUUAAAA
Molecule: messenger RNA, 1033 nt
Organism: Colias croceus (clouded yellow)
Lineage: Eukaryota; Metazoa; Arthropoda; Insecta; Lepidoptera; Pieridae
Gene: SrpRbeta
Product: signal recognition particle receptor subunit beta
Exons: 5
Coding region: 141-896 (251 amino acids)
Biological process (GO): protein localization to organelle; Golgi to plasma membrane protein transport; intracellular protein transport
Cellular component (GO): Golgi apparatus
Molecular function (GO): GTP binding
Source: RefSeq, a predicted model, not a curated record